AACACAGGACACGUCCAUCAUUUUGCAACAAAGAUUGUUAAACGAUUUUCGCCACAAUUCUGUUAUCAAAUUCAACACCUCCUUUUGGUUUACACUCCUUUGGCUUCGGCAGUCCUGUUUACCAAAUAUUUAAGCAAUCGGUUGAGCAGAUCUGGAAUUUCCAACGAUUCUGAUAAAACAAGUGCUGGAUCAAGAUUGUCUGCGUCAAAAUUCAUCAUGUUAGUUGCGAAUUAGCGAGCAGAACCCUCCAUAUGCUUGUGAUGUCGCAGUCUCAUCACCUUUCGUUGGAGUAUGAGGUUGUCAAUCAAGAUUGCGCAGAAGGGUUUUGUCAUGUGGAGAUGAAGGAGAUUGAGAGUCCUGUUCAAGUUAGCGAGAGAACGCAUCCAUUGCAAGGGGAUGAAUGGGACAAGAUGAUGGAUCAGGAUGGACGGAUCAUCAAUGAAACAGCUCUGAGGAAAAGCAUUUUUAAAGGAAGUAUAAGCAGUAACAUCCGUGCCGAAGUCUGGCGCUUUCUUUUUGGUUUUUACCCAUUUCUAUCAACUACAAGAGAAAGAAAAGUUCUGUUAGCUGAAAACUACUCUAAAUACAAAGCUUACAAACAACGUUGGAAAGAGAUGAUCAAGACACAACAUAACGAUGCCAGUAAUAAUACUUUGCCAGCAUAUGUGAGGGAAUGCCAGCAGAACCUUGAUACAGAUGACAAUAACCGCAAUACUGACUGUAGUAGUUCUGCGCCUUAUCUUAAUGACUUGGACGAACACCAACGUGAGUUCUUGGAUAUAACGGCAAAGGUUGAUGCUAGUAGACAGCAUAUAGACCUUGACAGUCUUAGUCACUCAAUCAAAACUAUAGACAAAGAUGUUCCCCGCACAGACAGAGGGCACCCAUAUUACAGUGGAAAUGGCAAUCAAAACUUACUUGUGUUACGAGAUAUCCUUAUAACUUAUGCAGCAUAUCAUAAAGAUGUUGGAUAUGCCCAAGGAAUGAAUGAUAUUCUCAGUAGAUUCCUGGUAGUGCUGAAGUCAGAAGCUGAAGCGUAUUUCUGUUUUGUAAACUACAUGGAUGCUGUGAAGGAUGAUUUCCUAGAAUCAGGAAUGAUGAAGAAAAUUGAGUUAGUCCAAAAGUUACUAAAGUUCAUGGAUGGCCAGUUAGAACAACAUUUCUUCUCACACAACAUGAGUGACCUGCUAUUUGUUCACAGAUGGCUGAUUCUCGGCUUCAAAAGAGAGUUCGCUUACGAAGACUCACUCAAACUGUUCGAAAUCAUGAGUAGUCAACAUCUAGAGCUCCAUUCAAUGGAGGCUGAAAGAGAGCGAGAAAAACAACGACACAAGGAACGUGAAAAAGAUGGUGGAGAGUUCCAAACCGAGCUAGUAGGACUGGAUAAGGAAUAUACUUUUGACUUAUUCAUCUGCUUGGCUAUCCUUCGGCAGUAUCGUGGGCUGUUUCUAAAUUGUACCGAGGUGUCGUUUGUCUACAACACUAUUAAUAGUUUAUCAAUGAAGAUGGAUUUGAAUACGAUUUUGUUAAAAGCGGAGGAACUGUUCUUUCAAUACUGUCGUAAGUCUGUCAUCGACUGUUUUGAGGUCUUGGAUACGACCAAUCAUUUUCAAAAAGGACGCUAGUCUUUAGGUAGCGACUUGAAGUGACAUUUGAUCGGUUUUUUUCUUAACAACCUGUCGUAAGUUAGUCGUACGUUAGUCGUGAGUUAGUCGUAAGUAGGUAUUGAUACCACAUGUCGCACGACAGUCUGCUUAUAUACGAUAUACAUCUCGUAAGGCAGUCGAGAUUGACCAAUAUAUCAUAAAUUAGUCGUGACUGCAUUUCGUAAUGCAGUCGUGCCAUUUCGUAAGGCAGUCGUGCCAUCUCGAUCGUAAGGCAAUCGUGCCAUUUCGUAAGGCAGUCGUGCCAUUUCAUAAGAGUCGUGCUAUUUCAUAAGAGAGUCGUGCCAUUUCGUAAGAGAGUCGUGCCAUUUCGUAAGAGAGUCGUGCCAUUUCGUAAGAGAGUCGUGCCAUUUCGUAGGCAGAUGUGCCUAGAGUAGUAUACAAACAUGACAGUCCUUUCUAUCGUUUUCCUUCUCCAUCUGAUGUCAUCAGAGGAUUCAUAAAGACCACCCCUCCCCUCCCCCAUCAGACGUUUCAUGGUAUAUUUUCAGAACCGGAGCUUGCAAAUGGUGGUGCAAUAGUGCUAGCGUGAUAACGUUUAUCAACCGAAAAUAAACGUCGGUCCUGAUAA
This is a messenger RNA of Actinia tenebrosa (Australian red waratah sea anemone), 2235 nucleotides long. RefSeq names its product TBC1 domain family member 15. Gene Ontology annotation, molecular function: GTPase activator activity. Gene Ontology annotation, biological process: activation of GTPase activity. The record is from RefSeq and is a predicted model, not a curated record. NCBI's taxonomy places the organism in Eukaryota, Metazoa, Cnidaria, Anthozoa, Actiniaria, Actiniidae.